AUGUCUACUGACUCGCAAGACGGUAGACUGACACCGUUACGAGCGAAUGGUAGCGAAAGUGGCAUGAUUCUUGUACUUUCUAUUCUCUGGGAUGCUUCUUUAGGUCAACAACAACGACCUUCAUCUGAAUUUUUUGUUAGACCGUCUUUGCCAAUUCGAUACAUGUACAUGACUCGUAUUUUAGUUAAUCUCCUCUGGUUCUCAAGAAACUAUUUUAAUUGGACAUUAUUGAUAUCUAUUGUGCUUGUCUUUUUUAUACCUCACUCUGCAUUAAUUCUCAUUAUAAGUGUGAGUAUGCAUCUUAUCAAACGAGGUACUUUUUUUAGAAAUGUGAAAAAUGGCACAGAUAAUAAUACAGGAGUAAAAAUGGGAAAUGAUCGUAGUAUAGCCAUUAUUUUACUAAUGAUCCUUCAGUUUUCUUCUUGUAUAGUAGUGUGUUACGUGUGUGGUAUUCUUCCUGUGAUAGGGUAUGCCAUCGUUGUAGUGUUGCCGGUGAUUGCCCAUGCGCUCUUCACUCCAUACACAGAUGAUGCCUUUGAACUCUAUCGCACGGUUUUGCGUAAUCGAGAUGUGUAUGUACCAAUGCCCCGUUCUCCAACACGCAACUUUGCCGUUAUGGAUCCCACAUUUGAGGCACUUGGCAGACGAGAUAGUCCACCAACAAGUCCAGGGAAUCGCGGCUUUAAUGGAAACUCACAGUAUAAACUAUCACCACAAAGAUCACUUCCUGCACUUCGACAAACAGUUAAAGAUGAUACCACUAACACAGUGCGGCGUAGGAAAAAAAAUGGUACAUUGGAGGAAAAUGUGUGUUUGUCUGGGAUAAUGAGUAAAUACACAAAGAAGAUAUGCUUAACAUCCCCUGGAAAAAUACACCAGGAGGAAAAACUAAAUUCGAAUGAGUCUCCUGAUUGUGUACCAUCUGUAACAUCUUCAAGUGAAGGUUUGUGUUCGACUACAUUGGAAAUUGGUGAGCCGUUCCGUCAUUUAAAGUUACAGAUGAACGAAGAAGAUGUUACCUUGUUGCCUUUUACUCCCACCAAUGGUUUUUGCUCAGUCCUCUACCCAUCAAUGAAAGAUGUUGAAGGAGAAGAAAAAGUAAAAGAUGAAGAAACCUCAAAAAGUAAUAUUGAUCAAUUGGUGAAGAGUAUGGAAUCAUCAUAUGCACAAGAAGUGCUACCAACAGCAGUGACAGAAAAUAAUAAGGAAUAA
Trypanosoma theileri is the source of this 1212-nucleotide messenger RNA. RefSeq lists its product as uncharacterized. The transcript has a single exon. NCBI's taxonomy places the organism in Eukaryota, Euglenozoa, Kinetoplastea, Trypanosomatida, Trypanosomatidae. Bases 1 to 1212 code for a protein of 403 amino acids. The record is from RefSeq and is a predicted model, not a curated record.